Molecule: messenger RNA, 2796 nt
Organism: Cuscuta epithymum
Lineage: Eukaryota; Viridiplantae; Streptophyta; Magnoliopsida; Solanales; Convolvulaceae
Source: the annotation of a GenBank genome assembly
ACCAAGCUACCCAAGAAAGAGGAAGAAAAAUCUCUCCAACCCUCCUCCAUUGCUGCAACUCGAGCUCAACCAAGAAGGAUCCAAGAAGUGGGAUUAAAGAAGGAAAAAGGCUAGGAAAAGUGUGUAAAAUUAAGGCACUUGUAAAGGGUAUUUCAAGUGAUUUCACAAAGUUGGAAAAGUCGCCGGAGUUGUCGCCGGAGUUGACCAAAACUUGCCAGAGUUUCACCGGAGUUCAACCAAGAAGGGUAGAACUUCAUAACGCUAGUUCAAGGUGAACAUUUAGAGACCGGAUUUGAGAAAGAGAAUUAGGAGCAUCAGGACUUAAGGUAAGUUUCUCUGCCGAUCCAAAAUGAUUUCCUCGUAUUAUAUGCUUAUUAUGCAUUACAUGAUUAAGUGUGAAUUUUGAAUUAUGUGUAUGUGAUUUUGAGGAGAUAUUAGAUCUAUGGUAUUUGAGAAGUGCAAACUAAGUACUUUUGGGUAUUAAAUAUUUUUAAAUAUCUUUGAGACUAUUUAAAGAGAGUGAGAAAUAUUUUUUUUGGAAGUAUAUUUAAAGUCAAGAUAAAAUUUACGUUUUUAUAAGAAGUGAGCACCCGGGAGAAAUCCGUGGUGUCGGUUUUCCACAUCCGGAUAAAUGUGGAGGGUGAUUAAGGUUGCUACUACUAAGAAGUACAGUUUGAGUUUGAAGUGACGUUUGGAUCUAUGAUCCCUUUUAAGAAGAAGUUAUAGUAGUAGUAGUCCCUAAUCAUUCAAGAAUUUUAAAGGUGGGGUAGUUGGUAGACUGAGUCCCGAUUACUCACGACGACUUACUACUCGGAGGGCUUGGAAUCCCUUUUAGGGGGUGUGCACACUUAAGGUAUUCGUUUCGUUUCCAUUAGCAGUUGUGGUACCGGCAAAAGUCCCGGGGUGGCCGUACAUAAUAACGUAACCACCGGGCUCAACCAGAGUGUUGGGCACCGCCCUUCUAAAUUACUAGGAAGAUAGAGAAGAAGUGAAUUUUGAGAAGUUCUAAGAGAAGAGUUACUAUAGUAUUUUCGAAGAAAAGUUGACGACUUUAGUAAAGAAGUGAUCAAAGAGAAAAGAAUUUUGGUGGAGUGUGUCAUUUUUAUAUAGUAUUUAUGAAAAACUAUUUUUAGCCAAACCUGAUUAUUUUACGGGGUUGGGUAGUACUUACUUAGCUCUAAAGCUAAUUUUUGUUUCCUUUUCUUUGUUUUGUUUUCAGCACUUUAUUUGUGCAGGUGAUGAUGCUUAUGUGGACUGAUGAUUGUAUGACCACGAGAGCGGUUUAGAGAUGCCUUAGUCAAACCUAGUCAUAAAUAAACAAUCCAAUUAUGUUGAACACUUGUUUUACAUUGUUUGGUGAUUGCCUGUGCAUUCGGUUAAGAGAUGACCGGAUGUGGCGGUAACACCCAUUUCCCAAUUAAUGUUAUUUCCGCUGCAAAACUUUUUAUCUGUUUAAAAGAAUAAAUCAAGUUAUUAUAAAUAAAUCUAUUAUUUCAAGUAUUACUUUGGGAGGGAAAAUGGGGGUGUUACAUGGGGUUUUUAGUCAAGAAUAUUGACUAUUACUAUUUUUCCCAAAUAAAAUGGUGAUCUACGGAUUGGAUAUUUUCCAAGUAUAUAUAUACUAAUAAGUAUUUCAUAACUUGGGGAAAAGACUAUUUAUUUAAGUAUCACCCUAUGUUUGGGUCUUAUACUUGAAACGCUAGUUAUUCUAUAUUUAGCCUGCUACUCGCUCGGUACUUGUACUGACCCCUUCGGGUCCCCCCACCAUUUUCAGGUUGAAGCUAGGGCUUGCUACUUGCACCUUCUCACGGGUGAUAUCAAAUCAGAAAGACGUGGUUCAUGCUUCCUUAUUUUCUUUCAAACUACCGAACACUUGCUCAUGGAUAUUUGUUUUUACUAUAAACUAUUUUUGGGGCUUGUAUGCCCAUGUUGUUGGCCGGUUGUGGCCCAUGACUUACCGUUGAAUAUUUCCGCUAUUCAUUGGUUUAAAUGUGAUGUUGUUAUGUAUGUUUACUACUGAGUAUGGAUGGAUUGUUUUCUCGAACGCCUUGUGUAAUUAAGUGAGGUUGACUCGUGGGUGACGUCACUUAGUUAUACGGCGGUUGUACACGCGCUUGGAUUGCGGUAUGGGGCGUGACAAUUAAGUGGUAUCAGAGCCAUCUCAGUUCUAAACUAUAUAAUCAACCUCUCACAAAAGAUUUUACAAAAGAAUUUUUACCGAAAACCAUGAGCAUUGUAUUUUGACGUUUAUAGGACUAUUGGUGCUUAAAGUUGCAAGGCCUCUAAUUGUUAAGACGGUACCCUUAACAAUUGGUAUGAUGGUGACUUGGGCCAAUACGUGUCUGUAACGUUCUUCCGUCAAUUGACAUUUAUAGGAGUCUAAUGACUCCUCCAUAUUUCUUUCAGAAAUGGAGGGCAGGCGAAUGGCAACCAGGAACAAUCCGAGGGGGCAGGCGCCGGUAGCAUCCCAAAGGGGAAGCCGGGCUGCAUCUCGGGGUUCAAGAGGAGGCCGUGGAGGCCGUGGAAGUCGUGGAGGUCAUAGGGCUCAAACUGUGAGCGACGGCCAUGUUAGUUCGGUGUAUGAAACUAACACCGAAGACUACGACUCUACAUAUGUUCCUGAAACGGGGCAUGAGGAGACCCCAUAUGAUGGGGGUGACACAUACACCGAUGAUGAUGAUGAAGAGAGUGAUGCCAAGUUCGCCCAAAUGGGCGAAUUACUUGAGUGGUAUCAAAAAGAGAAAGUGAGGAGAGACCUUAGGCGCCAAGCAAGGCGUGGCUCUCGCGGUGGUUCGG